Messenger RNA from Nothobranchius furzeri (turquoise killifish), 1422 nucleotides. RefSeq names its product small glutamine rich tetratricopeptide repeat co-chaperone alpha (gene sgta). Gene Ontology annotation, molecular function: molecular adaptor activity; protein binding. Gene Ontology annotation, biological process: post-translational protein targeting to endoplasmic reticulum membrane. NCBI's taxonomy places the organism in Eukaryota, Metazoa, Chordata, Actinopteri, Cyprinodontiformes, Nothobranchiidae. The record is from RefSeq and is a predicted model, not a curated record. Gene Ontology annotation, cellular component: membrane; TRC complex.
ACGCCUUUUCCAUCGUUUUAAAGGCUCUGGAGCCUCAGCAGGACGCAGCUCCAGGUCACGGGCAGGCUCGUGUCCGGAGAGGUGGAGGUGUUUCUGCGGACCCUGGAGCUGCCUGAGCCCCGGAGGACUGGCUCGUUAUCCGGACUCCUGCAGAAGGACAGGUGUCUCUCUCACUCACUCACUCUCCACCAUCAUGACGGACACCAAGCGUCUCGCCUUCUCCAUCAUUCGGUUCCUCCAUGACCAGCUCCAGUCGGGGAAUCUGACCCCAGAUGCUCAGGAAAGCCUAGAAGUUGCUGCUCAGUGUUUGGAGACAGCGUUUGAAAUCUCCACCGAUGACCAGAGUCUCGCCGUCCCGCUGACGUUACCCGAGAUCUUCACCGCAGCCACAGCCAAGUUUCCAGCUCAACCGCAGGCCAACAACUCCAGCCCCAGUUUGCCCACAGAGGAGCAGAAAGCUGAAGCCGAGCGGCUGAAAAGUGACGGAAAUGACCAGAUGAAGGUGGAGAACUUUGCAGCAGCUGUGGAGUUUUACGCAAAGGCCAUCAGUAUGAAUCCUCAGAAUGCCGUCUACUACUGCAACAGAGCGGCAGCCUACAGUAAACUGGGGAACUACGCCGGCGCCGUGCGGGACUGUGAACAGGCCAUCAGCAUCGACCCGAACUACAGUAAAGCCUACGGCCGGAUGGGGUUGGCUCUGUCCAGCCUCAGCAAGCACACAGAAGCAGUCAGUUACUAUAAGAGAGCUCUGGAGCUGGACCCGGACAACGACACCUACAGAACCAACCUGAAGAUAGCUGAGGAGAAGAUGGAGACCCCCAGCCCAUCUGCAGGUUUGGGGGGCAUCGAUCUGGCCGGUCUGCUCAGUAACCCCGGCUUCAUGAACAUGGCAUCGAAUCUCAUGAGCAAUCCUCAAGUUCAGCAGCUGAUGUCAGGGAUGAUGUCUGGAGCGUACGGUGGGAUGGGAGCAGCAGCAGCUGCAGCAGGAGGUGGAGGUGGUGAUGUUGAAGGAGGUGCAACCCCCGGAGCUCAAGGAGCAUCAGAUAUAUCAGGACUGAUCCAGGCAGGUCAGCAGUUUGCUCAGCAGAUGCAGCAGCAGAACCCCGAACUCAUCGAACAGCUGAGGAGUCAGAUCCGCAACCGAACACCCAGUGCUGGGAACGAGGAGCAGCAGUGACACUCGUGUUCUGUUGGGGGACAGGAGGAAGACGAGGCGGCUUCUGGGCGUUCCCUUUCCGAUGCAGAUUGUGUCACAAAAACUUUAAGGAAGUUUCUUGUUUUUCUAUGAAUGAACAUUUCCGCCGUGGGAGCGUGAGGCCUCCCGCUCCAUCAGGCCGCAUGUCCUGUGGCUUUGUGUGGUUUUCAGAGCCGUGCUUCAGUUUCACACGUUCACAAACCAAGAUUAAACACCUGGAAGUUUAA